AAUAUCGCAAUUACGAUCAAAAAGUUAUAUAAUACUGGUAUAUAUUUUUGAAUAAUGCAAUUGAUAAUUAGAGACUAUUGAAGAUGUUAUGACACAGGUACGAGCGUUGGAGUCCUCUCCUUGCUUCAAGGUGUGGUUAUUCGUUCUGCUAUGUCUCGGAUGGUAGUCGAGAGUAAACAAGGAUCCUUCUUCAUGGUGUAUCAACUGGUAAAGAUUGUUACAGUUUUAGCGGGUAACUCUUUGUCCACUAAUAUAUACCAAGCUACAGUAUCAAUUCUCCGCGGUUUCCCUUUCCUGGUGGCUGCAUGCCUUUAUCUCUUCGUGUUGAUCAUGGUAUUAAUCUUGUAUAUAUCCGGUGGGAUGUAUUCAGAAAAUGGAUCAAAGGGGACUAGCACUGCCAAGAAACCGACAAAUUCUGCGACAUUGUAUGGGUCAAACACAAAGAGAGUUUCCAUUGUCAACUCCAGUGAGAAUAUUUGUAGUGAAGUGUAGAUACUAUCUCGGUGUGUAAUGCUGGUUCUGAGUAAGUUCGUACUAAUUGAUGAUAAGAUAAAGUAUCAAUUUCUAUACAAUCAAUUAUAAAGGCGUGUUAGUUGUAAUUUUAGCAUCUUUUAAAUUGAAAAUUUUAACGAUAUUUAAGACUAACAAAUCAUUGUAGUCGCCUAUGUAUAUUUAUUUCUCUGUUUUUCUCUCUAUAUAUAUAUU
Pecten maximus is the source of this 705-nucleotide messenger RNA. Its product is annotated as proton-coupled folate transporter-like. Lineage: Eukaryota; Metazoa; Mollusca; Bivalvia; Pectinida; Pectinidae. Bases 151 to 492 code for a protein of 113 amino acids. The transcript is spliced from 3 exons. The record is from RefSeq and is a predicted model, not a curated record.